GUAUGUUGCUUUACACCCCCUUUUCCUGUUUCACGUACGAUAAGAACUAGUAUAUUGCGCUUCACUAUGCGUCGCUAUCUGGGUGCUGUGCAGCUGACCGUCAACCGGCGCACAACGGUUGUGAGGUUUAAGCCGCGGCUUUUCUCACAGCGGCAGGUUACGGUUGUUCUGUCCCCAGAGCUCUUGCAGAAACGUUCCUACUACACCAACAACGGGACGUACCCACCACCACCUCCGCCUCCGCAGUCGUAUUACCAACAGCCGCAAUGGACUCCGUACAACGGAGGCUAUCAGGCACCACCGCCGCCGCUGCAUCAAGGCGGCGGCAUGCCAUACGGACAACCGGAAACGCCCUUCCUCGGCGAUUUAGGAACCAAGGAGCGACCUGUGGUCGUGGUGUCUGCUCCGCAGAAGGCAUCGUGGGCCACCCGUUUUUGGAUGUUUCUGCUUUUAGGAAUUGGAGUGAGCUGCUUCCUUAGCCUCAUCGAUGAAUUCAGCGGCCGUUUUCAGGAAGGCGCACCUGCGGCCAAGACGGGCUUUUCGCGGGGAGGGCUUUCCGGCAUGUUUGGGGUCGCGGAGGUGAAGCCGGUUGAUCUCAACAACUUGGAAGUGACGUUUGACAGCAUCCGCGGCUGCGAUGAGGCCAAGAAGGAGCUAGAAGAGAUCGUGGAGUUUCUGAAGGACCCCGAGAAGUUUCACAAUUUGGGCGGACGACUGCCGAAGGGAGCGUUGCUUGCCGGUCCGCCAGGAUGUGGAAAGACGAUGCUUGCCAAAGCCAUCGCCAAGGAAGCUGGAGUGAGCUUUUUCUACGCUACUGGCAGUGAGUUCGAUGAAAUGUUUGUUGGUGUCGGUGCGCGUCGAGUGCGUGAUCUGUUUGCCGCGGCAAAGGCAAACUCACCCGCUCUCAUUUUCAUCGACGAAAUCGAUGCACUGGGCGGACGACGCUCGCGCACCGACCAGGGAACGUCACGUAUGACGCUGAACCAGCUUCUGGCAGAAAUGGACGGCUUCGACUCGGACGAGACAGUGAUUGUGCUGGCCGCGACCAACACCCCUGAAUCUCUGGACAAGGCCCUCAUGCGCCCGGGACGUUUGGAUACCACCAUCACCGUUGAUCCACCCGAUAUGAAGGGACGCGCUGAGGUCCUGCAGAUCUAUCUCGACAAGAUUAAGGCAGACAACACUGUGAACGCGAUGGAUAUCGCGCGUGGCACUACCGGCUUUACAGGCGCUGAGCUCAGUAACUUGGUUAACCUCGCUGCCAUUCGUGCGGCGGUGCUCAACAAGCUGAAGGUGACGUCGGAAGAGAUCGAGUACGCGAAGGAUCGCGUCAUGAUGGGUGCCGAGAGCAAGAAGAUUAUUCCAGAGGAGGAGCGCCGGGUAACCGCGUUUCACGAAGGCGGGCACGCGCUCAGCGCGAUCUUGCUCAAGGACGACGGGGCGGAUCCGGUUCACAAGGCCACAAUCGUUCCUCGCGGAAAUGGAAUCAUGGGACUCGUGCAGCAGCAACCGGAGAAGGACAAGUACAGCCAGAGCAAGCGCCAGUGUCUGGCUCGCCUAAAGGUGUGCUUAGCUGGCCGCGUUGGCGAGGAGCUGCUCCUCGGCCCCGAGGACAUCACCACCGGUGCCGGGUCUGACUUCCAGCAGGCGACGAACAUGGCACGCCACAUGGUCCGUCAGUUUGGCUUCAGCGACACCUUGGGAUUUGUGGACUACGGCACGGCCGAUUCCGCUGAGGGCGCGUACAUGUCCGACGAGACCAAACUCAAGAUCGAAAAGGAGGUCCACCGCCUUGUCGAACAGGCCUACGUUGAGACCAAGGAAAUGCUCCUCAAACACCGACCUGAGUUGGAGAAGAUUGCGGAAAAUCUGCUGAAGUACGAAACGCUCACUGGCAACGAUCUCGAAAAAAUUCUGCACGGUGAAACCCUUCCAGAGCGCCCGCCGCGCUUCUCUGCUGCCAGCGACAAUAAGCUUAGCUUUCCGUCGCGUGGCGGAAACAUCGAUACGAAGGAUGGUCACCGAACGGUACCCAUCUCAUGA
Molecule: messenger RNA, 2043 nt
Organism: Leptomonas pyrrhocoris
Lineage: Eukaryota; Euglenozoa; Kinetoplastea; Trypanosomatida; Trypanosomatidae
Product: putative mitochondrial Mitochondrial ATP-dependent zinc metallopeptidase
Exons: 1
Coding region: 67-2043 (658 amino acids)
Biological process (GO): proteolysis
Cellular component (GO): chloroplast thylakoid
Molecular function (GO): metalloendopeptidase activity; ATP binding; ATP hydrolysis activity
Source: RefSeq, a predicted model, not a curated record